Linum trigynum is the source of this 2911-nucleotide messenger RNA. Lineage: Eukaryota; Viridiplantae; Streptophyta; Magnoliopsida; Malpighiales; Linaceae. The record is from the annotation of a GenBank genome assembly.
GCAAAUAUACUCCGAUUUCUCACUCGCUAUAAAACCAACCAACUCCCUCGCAUCUCUCGCUUUUUUUCCUUUCGAAACCCAAAAUUUUUGCCUCGCACAAGCGCAAGCGUAAUGAGGGAAGAAGCUAUCAGCUCCGGCGGGACAAUGGAUCCCUCAUCUGCGGCAGCCAGGUACCUAAGAUCACACUUCGCUACUCCCCGUUCUUGCUCUCUAGGGUUUCGGUUGACUCACCAAUUUUGCGUUUCUGUGGAUUGACGUGGAAAUUAGGGUUUAAAAUCUGCGAGCUUUGGUAAAUUUUAGGAUUGAAUUUUAGGGCUUUUGCUAUUUGUCGCUGUUAAAAUGAUAAAGGAGUGAGAAACAUUUGCCAAUUCUUUGAGCUUUGCACGUAAUGAGGGCCGUUUGUUAGGUGUAUGGGCUCUUUCCUUGGAGCUAGGCAUUUCGGUGGGUAGGUGACUAUCAUACUUCAGCUAUAUGGCGAUUGAUAGUUUUCGUGGCAGAUUUGACUAAGAUAAAAGGAAAUGCAAUUGAAACAUUUACUUUCUACUUUGGUCUUCCAUCUUUGUAAGUUGUGGUAGCUGAAAAUUUUGUAUUUUUGUUAUGCCCGUGACUGAACUAAGCCCCGUCAUUGCCCACAGCAUGUUCCAUACUGUUGAGGCAUUUGAAGACUUCAAUUAUGGUAGAAUGUUGCUCUUAGUUCAUGAAAGUUGGUACUGAUAUAUUCAAGCCUUGUGUCUGUAUGACAGUAACUAAGGAUUCUUUUUCUCGCCCUCUUUUUGACGAAUUAUUGUAGCCGAGGAUUCUUGUCUUAAUUCCUACAUACCGAAUAUUAAAUAUGAAUCUCAAGUCUGGCGAAUUUUUUGUUAGGGUGAAAAUGAUUGCAGUACUCUAGCUAAGUGUUAUAGAGAAAUUAAUUAUGUGAUAUAUUUUCAAUUAAGCUGUAUGUGUUUUCCGUGGAUUGGUCUGCGCCUCACUUUUGGAUGACAAGUCGGGUAGCGAAUAUUGUAGCUGUGAGAUUCUUAGUCUUCUUUGUUAUUGAAAUUGUUAUGGAAGAGAAGGACCACCAUUUGCUUAUUCCAGUUUUUUGUAUUUUUUUUUUAUGUUUGAUAAAAUGCCAAUUAGGAGUAUUGCACUUCUUCUUGCUCUUUUUCUUUUUCUUUAUAUUAGUAUUAUGUUUCCCAAGAUUUUGCCAUGAGGUUUAAUGUGACUGGCUGGCCAAUUGACUAUGUUACACUUUAAGCUAACUUGAAUGGCCUUAAUAUUCGUGGAAAAGUUAAAUACUGAAAACCUUAAACGAAUUGGAAAUGUAAAGGUCUGAUAGAGGGAGUGCUAUAUUUUCUCCUUGUCUGAUAAUUUUUUUUCAGUUUGUGGCAGCGUAGGAAGUCUAUUUUGCAUAUUCAAAUACUUUCCCCCAUUUGCUUAGAGGGAAGGGUAUGAUUGUUGGAUCUCAAUCGAGGCCCUGCAUUUCUCAUAUUUGGGGAUGAAUAAGUUAUGGAUCAGCUGAAUAUAAUUACUGUACCUCUUUCACUUGUGUUUUGUCCAUGCAUCACCAUGCUCCUUUUGUUUUCCCAAAAUUUCUGAACAGAGUCUGUGCAUCUUACCUUAUAGUUCUGCUGGGGCGUCUUCACGUGCUGGACCUGUCAAUGAUGGCAAAAAACACAAGUCCAGUAAUGCUCUUGAUUCCAGCAUGGCUUCUCCGUCUGGCAUCCAUUCUAAACAACCUGGGACUUCUAAUCUUGGUUCAGCAAGACUUGCAUGUAGGCCAUGGGAGAGAGGCGAUUUAUUAAAGCGCUUAGCUACAUUCAAACCACUAAAUUGGUGUGGAAAGCCUAAGGUACUGUACCUAGUUGCUCGUAGUAUUCUAGGGUCGAUGUUGCCUCUUGUUUUCUUUUAAGCAUCAGUCCUGCACUGUAUUAUCUCCUACUGCAAGGGAAUACCAUAACAGUUAGCGACAAAGGAAACCCAUUUCCAGCAUAUGGAUAAAAAUUAAUCAAAUUCCUAAAGAACCACGAAUCCAUGAAAGAACAAUUAAGGAGAUUCUUCUGAAAAAAUAAGGGUAUUCUGGGUUACCAAACUGAAUUGUUGCUUAUUACUGGAUGCCACCUGUGCAUUCAAAUAUUAAAAAAUCAGAAAAACUAACAGAACAUGGUACGGCCAACUGCAUAAAACUCAAGAAUGUACAACUUUUUUUUUGUUUAGAAGUGCUAGAAUCUUGUGAAGUUGUUGCUUUGCAAAAAGUAAUUACAAUUAACUUGAUCUUCUUUAGACUUUGCUGCUACUUGCUAGUUUCUUUUUGUCUUUUAAUUGGAAAGUUGGUUGAGUCCACAUUGGGAUUGAACGUCACUGUAACACAUUUGGUAGGUUUGAGUUGUAGUCACUUUUCCUCACUUUUUCCACACUGCUAAACUUUGUUGCAACAUGAGAACCACGUGCACCACCACCCCUAUGGCCUCGUCAGGCUUCAAGCCUGUGAUAUGCUAACUGGUGCUGUAGUAAUGAGCAACGCUCGGGCAUUUAGAUGCUAGGAUUUUCGCCAGCAUAGUAGUCAUGGCCCUUGAAUUUGUCUUUGAAACCAUGUGGAGUUGGAGGUUUCUAAUUUGCAUGUGUUGUCGAAACAAAGGGUGAAAAUGUUUUUGUAGCUUGAAAAAUGUCUCUACUUUUGUAAUGGAUUUGCAGGUUACCAAUUCACUGGCUUGUGCUCAAAGAGGUUGGAUGAAUGUUGGUGCUGACAAAAUUGUUUGUGAAUCAUGUGGUGCAUGUCUGAGUUUUGUGCUGUUAUCUUCAUCGUCUGUCGCUGAAGGUUAGUUAUGUAGUAACGUGCUCCCUUCCUGUUCAUAUUUGUCUGAUGAGGUCAAUAGUUGAAGAAUUAGCUGGCAUGUCAAUACUAGCUUUAAAAUGAAAUUUUCCAAAGAGU